Clunio marinus is the source of this 2294-nucleotide messenger RNA. The record is from the annotation of a GenBank genome assembly. Lineage: Eukaryota; Metazoa; Arthropoda; Insecta; Diptera; Chironomidae.
CAACUUCGAUGCACAUUCGUAACAAACCAAAAAUUAAGAAAAAUGCUUUCUGAUGGCUCUUCAUCCCCGGAAAUUCUCGUUCCUGCUCAAUUUAGAAGAAAACAAGAAAUGCUUGCUAAGAUGUAUUUGAAGAGCAUUGAGAAUUUUUUAGAAAACAAAUUAAACGAAAAAGCAAAAGAUGAUAUAUUAUGGGAGCAGAUCCGUUCAACACUAACAAAUAUAAGAAUGUUUUUUCUUGGAAAGAAUCCAAAAUUCGUUACCACCAUAGAAGCGUUGGAAGCGAUAGAAAACUAUCUGAAGGUUCAAUUUCUACCAAAAACUAAAAAGCAAAAAAAACCAGUAUUCAUAGACUUGACACAAUCAGACGAUGAAAUUGAAAAUGCAGAUGAAAAUAGCAACGACUCAGGUUUUGAACAUCUUCCUUUCAUAACUCCUAAAGAAGAAGUUCUCGAUCCACCGAUUUCGAGCUCCACAGAUUUAAGAGGCCUUCAAACAGAUGACAUCGUAAACGAUGAAAGUUCUGAAAGUUUACAAAAUACGUAUCAAGAUUCACAUGAACCUCAGCCUUCAACGUCAACUGCUUCAGUUAAUGUUCCAAUAAUGAAUCGUCGAAAAUCUGUUGGAUGCCGCCCUACAAUGGACUUGCCUUCGAUAGCCGAGUAUAAAAUCAAACAUAACACAUUAAGACCUUCGUCAACUUAUGCAAAGCCAAAUUUAGAGAAUCAUCAACCUCGUAAUAUUAUUUCUUUACCUGAUAAAAUUGUUCCAAAAGUUUCGGAGCCAUGCACGUCUUCCGCUGCUGCAAAUACGAAAGUACAAAAUAACAACAAUAAUAAACCUGUUCCUAAUAAAAAACAUCUCGGGACCUUAAAAAAAUUCGAUCCAAAAGAAGAAGCAAUAAAAUUAGAUGGAAUAAAGGAAAGACUCUACAUAAAGAAUUAUCUCGGCAUAUUAAGAAAGGAAGAAAUAGAAAAAGAAUGUCGAGAAAAACUUUCCAGAGAGAUGGAAGCAAGAAAACAAGAAGAGAAAAAAGAAAAGCUUAGAAAGCGAAGUAAAUCUCUUUGCAUUACGAAUAACAGAAGCAAGCCAAGAACAAUACCAAAGAACAAACAAAUAAAUCCUGAAAAUGAAUCUCAAAUUAUUUCACCGACAGUCUACGAUAAUAUUGACAAAGAACUUGCAUUACUCAACAGUUCAUCACCAUUUAACGUGAACAAUAAUUCGAGAAAGAGAAGAAUUGAAAGUAAAUCAAGUUCAGAUGGUGAAGAUGAAAUUUAUGACCCGAGAGAGACUCGUGAAUUAGUUGCCAAAGAAAUUACCAUUCCUAAGAAAUCAAUGCGAUUAAGAUCAAAAUCUUUAUACUAUGAACCAAAAAAAACUACACCAGAACAUGAUGAUGAAUAUGAUUUGCUUCGUGAAAUCCCUGGUAAAGUUAUUCGUAUACCUGGAACCAAAAAACUGCCAAAACGUCGAAAUGCUAUUGACGAACCAAUAGAAAUAUUGACUCCUGUAAAGGCUGAAUCUGAUGAGUAUGAAUCAAAUCAACAGGUUGAUUAAAGAUGAGAAAACUAAAAGUUUAUUUCGAUACUAAAAUGUUUUCUUUUUCGAUGAUUUUCUUGUAUUGAGUAAAAAAUAUUACAUAGUUUAAAAUUGCAAACAAAAAAAAAGAGAAACACAAAUGAUAAGAUAUGAGAAAUUAAUAAGUCUGUGGAAUCAAAUGUCAGUUUAUGAAAAUUUAACUUCAUAAGAUAACAUUUUAUGAACUUUCUAGUAUUAUUUUGGUUUAUAAAUUAAAGAAAGAAUAUAUUUUCAAUGUAAUCGCUUUUUAUGAUUAAUUAUGUGAAGAUUUAUCAGACUAAGUGCAGCAAUAAAAAGAAAAAUCAAAAACAAUUAUCGGGGGAAUUCAAGAAUCAUUUCGUGGAAGUGAUUAAUGAAAUAGAAUUAUUGAAUAAUUAAAAAAUAGUGAAUCAUACCAGAGAACUUUUCCUCCUAUCCACAUAUCCACAAUCCACUUGAUCCUAAACAUUACAAAUGACUGCAUAAAUGAUAUUUUAUAAGCUUCUUCCUAUUAUCCAAAUUAAAUCCUUUUUCCUUCAUUUUACUUUCCCUCGUUGUCCAAAGACAAAAUCCUUCUUUUUUCUUAAUUUAUUUUUCACUUCACACGAUAUUAAACUCGCGAUUUUCGCGCACGUUUUCGCGAUUGAAUAAAAGAAAAAUAGCAAAAAUGUUUUAGAAUAUUUUCCUUGAAUCCUCCAGUAGUGUAAUUUGAAAAUGAUUAAGAAAGUCGUUUUCUU